This is a messenger RNA of Gambusia affinis (western mosquitofish), 3097 nucleotides long. It is a transcript of the gene ppp1r3b, whose product is annotated as protein phosphatase 1, regulatory subunit 3B. Gene Ontology annotation, cellular component: protein phosphatase type 1 complex. Gene Ontology annotation, biological process: regulation of glycogen biosynthetic process. Lineage: Eukaryota; Metazoa; Chordata; Actinopteri; Cyprinodontiformes; Poeciliidae. Gene Ontology annotation, molecular function: protein phosphatase 1 binding; glycogen binding. The transcript has 2 exons. The record is from RefSeq and is a predicted model, not a curated record. Bases 991 to 1842 code for a protein of 283 amino acids.
AUGAAUUAAUGUGAAAUAAAUUUAUUUUUCAAACAUUUUAAAAGUUCACCAAGUUGGACCAUCUGUUGAUACAGAGGAACCUCUAUGAGAUUACUUAUCCAGAACCUUCCAGGUUAUUCCAGGUUUCUCCAGGUUAUUCCAGGCUACCCCAAUUUAUUCCAGGUUCAUCCAUGUUUCUCCAGGUUCCUCCAGGUUUUUCCAUGUUUCUCUGGGUUAUUCCAGGUUCCUUCAGGUUCCUCCAUGUUCUUCCAGGUUCUUCCAUGUUACUCCACAUUCCUUCAUGUUUCUCCAGGUUAUUCCAUGUUUCUCUGGGUUAUUCCAGGUUCCUUCAGGUUCCUCCAUGUUCCUCAAGGUUUUUCCAGGUUCCUCCAGGUUUUUCCAUGUUUCUCUGGGUUAUUCCAGGUUUCUCCAGGUUCCUCCAUGUUCUUCCAGGUUCUUCCAUGUUACUCCACAUUCCUCCAUGUUUCUCCAGGUUAUUCCAGGUUCCUCCAGGUUAUUCCAGGUUUCUCCAUGUUCCUCCAUGUUCCUCAAGGUUAUUCCAGGUUUCUCCAGGUUAUUCCAGGUUCCUCCAGGUUAUUCCAGGUUUCUCCAGGUCAUUCUAGGUUUCUCCACGUUAUUUCAUAUUUCUCCAGGUUAUUCCAGGUUCCUCUAUAUUUCUCCAGGUUCCUCCAUGUUCUUCCAGGUUCUUCCAUGUUUCUCCAGGUUAUUCCAGGUUUCUCCAGGUCAUUCUAGGUUCCUCCGCUCCGCCGGGCCCAGCCUGCCCCUCCUCCACAGACAGCAGACCGUCACUCCGCCUGCGCGCGCCCUCAUUGGCUGCGUGGAUGUUUUCACGUGGCGCCUUCGUGGGUCUUUGAGGCGGAGACAGAAAGGUGCAGCGGCUCCUAGUUGCUCUGUGACAGCGGCGAGGGGCGGCAGGCCCAUCAGGUGUGUCGGUGGGGACGGAACCGCGACCCGGCAGAUGUUUCUCCGAACCUGCUCCAGGCUCUCUGCAUGUUUCCUCCUGAGCCCGACAUGCCGAUGGACGUGACCUUACCCCUCUUCCUGGCCAAGGAGGAGUUCGUCUUCACCGCCCCCUCCACGGUACAGACGUCCUGCCUGAGGUUCCAGCACACAACCUGCCUUAACAAAACUGAGCCUGAAGGUGGCGCCAUCACCAACAAAGACACGAAAACAAAGAAACGUGUUUCGUUUGCCGACCACAAAGGUCUGUCCUUAACCAAGGUGAAGAUCUUCUCCAAGUUCACAGACCCCAUAGAAAUCCCUGUGAACAUCCAGGAGAUGCUGAGCUCCAAGCUCACGCUGUCGUCCACGGAGGAGGACAAACUGGUGCUGGAUUUCACUCAGCCCUCCUCAGACUACCUGCUGUUCCGGCAGAACCUGGAGCAGAACCUGGUGAGCCUGGAGCACUGCGUGCUGAAGGAAAAGGCCUUUGCAGGAACCGUUAAAGUAAAAAACGUGUCAUUUGAGAAGUCUGUGAUGCUUCGGGUGACCUUUGACUCGUGGAAAAGCCACACGGAUGUCGGCUGUGAAUAUGUGAAGGACACGUACCCGACCUCGUUCAGCGACACCUUCUCCUUCGAGGUGUCUCUGCCCGCCGAGAUGUGGCCCAACGAGCAGGUCCAGUUCGCCGUGUGCUACAAGGUGAGCGGGACGGAGUACUGGGACAGCAACCAGGGUCAGAACUACCGCAUCGUCCGGUCCUACAUGAAGAAGAACCGCCACUCGGACUCAUCGCAGUUCGGGAUCCACUUCGACCGGUACGGCAGCCCCACCUGUUCACUCGGGCUCUUCCCGGACUGGCCGAGUUACGCCGGCUACGAGAACAUCGGGCCUUACUACUGAACAUCAGUUUUUAACUUGCACCUCGUCAGUGAUGACCUGCUUGUUUUAAAACGGUUCCUGUAAUGUCGGGUUGCUCCUGAAGUCCGUUUCGCUGUCGAUGCUGGAUCACACUGCAGACCGGGUCGGGUCCGGACCGACGGGUUCUGAACCUCCUCAUCCUCAUUCCAGAUCAGAUUUUAAACUGGCUGUUGUGACAGGAACUGUAACCAGCUGACCAAACUCCACCAAAACGCCUCCAAGUUCUCAGGUUUUAACCUUCAGAGGGACCAUCUGAACAAACCGCAGCUGCUAACAGGAAGUCCUCUUGUUUUUAUUGAAGGUCACCAGGUCACCGCGCUCCUGAGGCGUCCUGCUGCCACUUCUGCUACAGGGAACAUUUUUAACUCCUUUAUUCUCAGAAAGUUUUGGGUUCAGGAAGACGUUGGUGUCGGGCAGCAGACUGGAAGCUGAACAACAUUCCUCCUGUCUGAAAGGAUCAAAAUGUCUCGGUUUCCUGCUCCAACGAGUCUGGAUCAGACUAAACUCUCUGUCUUUGUUUCUGAACACGGUGUGAAGAUAUGCUGAUGAUCCCAGAUUGUUCCUGUAGUUGGUUUUUCUUUCUGACCGUUUAAACAUGGCCGACAGUUUUUAACGUUCUGCUGUUUGAUUCAGGCGGUUCCUGCGUCAGCUGCAAGCUGCUGACAGAAGGUUUGGGUUUGUUUUAUCAGCAACCUUAAUAAGUUGCUUUAUUUCACCUUAAUCUGUGCCGUUAUUGUGAGAACAAUCAGAAAAUAUUAACUUGGACACUUUAUCUUAAAGCCGACUGCGAGGAAUUUAAAGUUUCAUAGUUCUCAGAUCAACAGGUGGCUUUUUGCUUCAAAGCUAUGCAGAAAUUUGCACAUCAGUAAAACCAGUGAGAAAAUCAGUGAGAUUGUUUGGAUGUUUGGUUUUUAAAGAGGACUGAGGGAAACGAGGAGGUAACAAAACUUCCUCAGCGUUCAGUGAAUCAGUCUGUGUACAAAACCCUGAAAAUAAAUAAGAUAUCUUUCAUUUAGUGGCAGUGUGAGGAACCAGUGUGUGAGUUUCUGUUUUAAGUGUGUGUGUGUGUGUGUGUGUGUGUGUGUGUUUGGCCUCUGCUUUCAGGGACUGAAUGACUCGGAAGUCAUUUUUAAUGAAGGUUAAUAAAGUUCUGCCAUGUUUUACUCAUAAAGAUGAAAUUCUGUCUGUGACAAAAAUAAAAAUAAAAAGAACAAUAAAAAGUAUAUUUUUAUCCUGA